AUGCUCUAAAAGUUAAUAUGGUAAAACUUACUUUUCUCUCUUCUUAAUACAACCAUAAGAAGUAAAAUUUCCAUUAUAAGAAGCGUAUCGUAAGUCCCAAUAAUAUAUCACUCGUUUCUUCAUCAUUUACUCAACAAAUUCUUCUUUCCCUUAACGAUGGAUUCCACCAUUUCCAAAGCUUCUCAACUGAUCACCCACCUCGCCGCACUCCCCUACCCCGGCAGGGGCCACAUCAACGCUCUCAUGAACUUCUGCAAGCUCCUCUUUCUCAAAAACCCCAACAUUCUCAUCUCCUUCAUCGUCUCCGAAGAGUGGCUUUCCUUCCUCGCCGCCGACCCCAAACCCCCAAACCUCCAUUUCUCCACUUUCCCCAACAUCAUCCCCUCUGAGCUCGGCCGCGCCAACGACUACCCCGGUUUCUUCCGAUCAGUUAACACCAUCUUGGAAUCUCCUAUCCAUACUCUGCUCACCCACCUCAACCCGCCGCCCUCCAUCAUUGUCGCUGAUCCCUUCCUCUCGUGGGCUGUUCCGUUGGCCAAUCGCCUCAACAUUCCGGUGGCUUCCUUCUGGCCAAUGUCCGUUACAGUUCUCUCCUGUUAUUACCAUUUCAACCUUCUUGAAGAAAAUGGCCAUUUCCCUGCUAAUCUCUCAGAGCGUGGCGAAGAGAUUGUCGAUUACAUUCCUGGAGUUUCCCACACUCGUCUUGCAGAUUUUCCGACUUUCUUCUCCGGCGAUGGCCAUGAAAUCAGGGACUUAACAUUCGAAGCUGCACGUUCUAUUGAUAAAGCUCAAUUUCUGAUCUCCACCUCGGUUUACGAGCUUGAACCCUCUGUAGUCGACGUUUUCAAACUGAAAUGUCCCUUUCCGGUUUACACAAUCGGGCCCUGUACACCUUAUUUCGAGACCCCAAACGGCUGCACUGAUGAGUAUCUCCAGUGGCUGGACUCCCAAACAGAUUGCUCUGUUUUGUACAUUUCACAUGGGAGUUUUCUUUCAGUUUCAAGCGCUCAAAUGGACGAGAUUGUCGCCGGGGUGGAAGCCAGCGGUGUUCGGUUCUUGUGGGUGGCGCGUGGGAAUGACAGCCGGUUGAAGGGCGUGGAUAGGGAAAUGGGGAUGGUGGUUCGAUGGUGCGACCAACUGAAGGUUCUGUGCCAUAGCGCAGUCGGAGGGUUUUGGACUCACUGCGGUUGGAAUUCGACUAUGGAAGGGGUUUUUGCCGGCGUUCCGAUGCUGACGUGGCCGAUAUUUCUGGAUCAAGUUCCGAACCGUAAGAAGAUUGUGGAGGACUGGAAAGUUGGGGUGCGAGUGAACGCAGUUGGGGGCAAUGAUUUGGUAAGGAGAGAGGAAAUUGCAAAGUUAGUGAAGAGAUUUAUGAACUCGGAGAGUGUUGAAGGGAGGAAGAUGAGAAACAGAGUGUCGGAAUUGAAAGAUAUUUGCCGGCGAGCGGUGGUGGAGGGUGGCUCCUCCCAUUCCAAUAUGGAUGCAUUUAUUGGACGUAUUACCAUAUAGAAUGUUGUUCAUGUACUUUCUACCUUUUAUGCUCAGUUUGUAAUCUCUAGUUUUCGUUAUUUUCCAUUCGUAAUGGAUUUUAAAUAAAGCUUUGUCGUUGAUUGAU
Cucumis melo (muskmelon) is the source of this 1615-nucleotide messenger RNA. Its product is annotated as UDP-glycosyltransferase 87A1-like. The record is from RefSeq and is a predicted model, not a curated record. The coding region runs from base 157 to 1509 and encodes 450 amino acids. Gene Ontology annotation, molecular function: UDP-glycosyltransferase activity. Lineage: Eukaryota; Viridiplantae; Streptophyta; Magnoliopsida; Cucurbitales; Cucurbitaceae. The transcript is spliced from 2 exons.